Messenger RNA from Sciurus carolinensis (gray squirrel), 653 nucleotides. RefSeq names its product rhox homeobox family member 1-like. The record is from RefSeq and is a predicted model, not a curated record. Lineage: Eukaryota; Metazoa; Chordata; Mammalia; Rodentia; Sciuridae. The transcript has 3 exons. Gene Ontology annotation, molecular function: RNA polymerase II transcription regulatory region sequence-specific DNA binding; DNA-binding transcription factor activity, RNA polymerase II-specific. Gene Ontology annotation, biological process: regulation of transcription by RNA polymerase II. Bases 60 to 653 code for a protein of 197 amino acids.
UCUUGCCAGCCAGACCGCGCUCGUGGACGCCACGCGGCGUCUGGUGCGUCGUCGCAGUUAUGGCACACUGGUGCCAGUACUGCGACCCCGACUACUAUGGUCUGGGAAUAUAUGAUAUGGAGAUAGCAGCUGAAGCAGAGGAAGGUAUAGCAGCGGUCGCCGCAGAAGAGGAAGCGGCACCUGCUGCAGGCGGCCACUUUCGUGAAGGAGCCGUAGGCCUCAUGGAAGAGGUGAUUCAAGAGGCUAACCUCAACCACGAGGAUGCUGUGAACCAGGAAGAUGAUGUAGACCACGAGGCCGGUGGCGGUAACCAGGGGCCUGUGCAGCAGCCCGGGCAGGAUCAACAGCCCGGGCAGCCUGCAAACGGGGCCGCUGCGAUUCCACAGCCGCGUCGCAGGCGUCCACGAACCCAAUACAAGUUCUCGCAGUCGCAGGUGCAGGAACUAGAAAAUGUUUUCCAAGAAACUCAGUACCCUGAUGUGAGCACCAGAAGGGAACUUGCAAGAUGCAUGAAUGUGAGUGAAGCCAGAGUGCAGGUUUGGUUUAAGAAUAAGAGAGCCAAAUUCAGGAAACAGCUGAGGGAGUCAUUGCUGAGAAAUGCACCUCCUCCUACCCAGGAUCACCUUGAACUCCAGGUGUUGGAGGGGCCCUAG